AUAAAUAUCUAUAAUUAUGGGAUUUACGCAUGGUUGUGGUUGUCAUACAUGGCAUUUUUCAAUCGUUUUGGUUGUAACUUCGCAAUGUCGAACGUUUGGGUCAGCAACAAGGGGAAGUCUAUGUGUAUCUCUCCGGCCCAGCUAAUAAGCUUCUCCCAACUCCAUGUUGCAGCCCCGCUAUUCUCUUUUAGCUCUGGGAUAGCUGCGUCAACCCCGCCGCUAACACGACAGUCGUCUGCAUGUCAGCGUUACUCACAAUGACUGCCUUGUGGUGGUGGACAAGAUGGAUGACAUGGGAAACAGAUGCGAUCUUGAGAGACAUAACUUGAAAGGACCAACCUGAGAGACCCAGCCUGAGAAACCCAACCUGAGAGACCCAACGUGAAAGAGCCAACUUAACAAACUCGAACCGCCUUGCAGAAAGCGUGGAAUACCAUGGCCAACGACAUGGAGACUGCCUUCCAGGCCGCCAUCGACGCUAGCAAGAUCAACGGCGCCGUUAUCUGUGCCACCGACGCCGAGGGCAACUUCGUCUACGACAAGGCACUCGGCAAGCGAACCCUACUAUCGGGUGAGAAGAUUCCCCAGCAGCUCGACGAUGUGCUAUUCCUAGCCUCAGCUACCAAGCUUCUCACUACCAUUGCCGCCCUCCAAUGUGUCGAAGACGGCUUGCUGACCCUAACCGGCGAUCUAUCAUCCAUCGCACCCGACCUCGCCUCGAAGCAGGUCAUCACCGGCUUCUCAGAUGAUGGCGAGACCCCCGUGCUAGAGCCACCCCACGGACCCAUCACGCUUGAGAUGCUACUCACACAUAGCUCCGGCGUAGUCUACGACUUCAUCAACCCCCUCGUCACGCAAUGGAACCAAAAAUUCGCACCCCUAGCCGAAGGCCAGCGCCGCCCCGUCGAAGAAGCUUUCAGCUUCCCUCUCGCCUUCCACCCCGGAGAAGGCUGGAUGUAUGGCGGUAGUCUCGACUGGGCUGGCCGAAUUCUUGAGCGCGUCACGGCUGGCACUCUGGGCGAGCACAUGCAGAAGCGCAUCUUUGAUCCGCUCAGGAUUAACUCUGCACAGUUCUACCCUGUUACGCGCGAGGACUUGCGCGAACGCCUUGUCGAUCUCAAUCCGGAUGACCCAGAGGCACUCGGAAAGGUUGUGCUUGGUGGAGGGGGUGACCCGAAUAAGCGCUCCCAGGGGCACUUUGGGGGCCAUGGCAUGUUCAUGGCUGGCGAAGACUAUGUCAAGAUUCUGCGCUCGGUUCUGGCUAACGAUGGGAAGGUGCUGAAGCCCGCUACAGUUGACGAUAUGUUCGAGCAUCACCUUAGCCCUGAAGCGACUGAGGGUCACAAGGCGGCGCUGGCUAGUCCGAUGGGCGUCUUCUUCAGCGUGGGCACCGAGCCUGGGACGAAGGUUGGUCAUGGCCUAGGUGGCCUUCUUACGUUAGAGGAUGUUGAUGGUUGGUAUGGUGAGCGUACGCUGACGUGGGGCGGCGGCUUGACGCUCACCUGGUUUAUUGAUCGCAAGAAUGGCUUGUGCGGCGUUGGAGCUGUGCAAGGUUCGCUGCCGUUGGAUGGAGAGGUGGCGGCCGAUCUUAAGCAGACCUUUCGCCAUGAUAUUUACCGCAAGCAUGCUGCGUGGAAGGCGCAGCAAUGGUGAAAACUGAGAUAACUGAGAUAGUAUAUAAUUACGUUGUGGACUCGGUGUGUAUGUCAAGCUCUUAUUUACGGACAAUGCAAUGAUUAGGACAUGUUCUAUUAAUAUCCAGGGCUUUUAAGUGAAUACUUGGCCUUUAAUGGGCGGUUUAGUCAUGCAUCUGUGAUAAAAUCUGACUGCAUUUGUUUAUAGAUAAUGAAUAGUGUG
Pseudogymnoascus verrucosus is the source of this 1857-nucleotide messenger RNA. RefSeq lists its product as uncharacterized. The record is from RefSeq and is a predicted model, not a curated record. The transcript has a single exon. The coding region runs from base 436 to 1653 and encodes 405 amino acids. Lineage: Eukaryota; Fungi; Ascomycota; Leotiomycetes; Thelebolales; Thelebolaceae.